CAGUUCUUCUUUCUCUGCAAGGCAAGCGGCGGCAGAUUCAAGACCAGAUACCUGGUCCAGAAUCCAGAUAGCCACCUUCUUCUUCCUCUGCAAGCCGGGGCAGAUUCACCCACUCCGUACAGCAGUAUUCCCUCGACCUCGCCCUCGCCCCAGCCGACCGGACUGGGAAAGCGAGAGCGAGAUGCCGACGCUGACGAAGCUGUACAGCAUGAAGGAGGCCGCCCUCCACAACACCCCCGACGACUGCUGGAUCGUCGUCGACGGCAAGAUUUAUGAUGUGACCGCGUAUUUGGAUGACCAUCCUGGGGGUGCUGAUGUGCUGCUUGCCGUGACUGGUAUGGAUGGCACCGAGGAAUUUGAAGAUGCGGGCCACAGCAAGGAUGCCAAGGAGUUGAUGAAAGAUUACUUCAUUGGGGAGUUGGACUUGGACGAAACACCUGACAUGCCUGAGAUGGAGGUUUUCAGGAAAGAGCAGGACAAGGACUUCGCCAGCAAGCUGGCGGCUUACGCUGUGCAGUACUGGGCCAUUCCGGUAGCAGCAGUUGGGAUAUCAGCCGUGCUUGCUAUAUUGUAUGCUCGAAGGAAGUGAUGAUCGGUUAUAGGUUGAUUGAAGGACCAUUUUGGGGUAACCAACACAUUUAUAGCUGGUUAUGGAUGGAGAGAUUAUGUACUUCUGUCCAAAGGGGAAGACACAUUGCUGUAUUGAGCCCUUAGGUACUUGAGUCAAAUAUUUGUCCACAAAAUUGGUGGUACUAUUUUAUCAAUAUGUCAUUCAAUGGAUAGAUUCAUUUCAAGACCUGAACCAUGUGUGUGAUGUAAACCCUCUUACGCCUUGAGGCAGCUGCUGGCGCAGAUUUCUUCCGUGCCAUUAUUGCUUCUAUUUUUGUUAUUUUCGUGGGAUGUGCCACGGUACUGCUAUUUCUGAAUAUUGUGAUUUUUCAA
Messenger RNA from Triticum dicoccoides, 942 nucleotides. RefSeq names its product cytochrome b5-like. NCBI's taxonomy places the organism in Eukaryota, Viridiplantae, Streptophyta, Magnoliopsida, Poales, Poaceae. The record is from RefSeq and is a predicted model, not a curated record. Gene Ontology annotation, cellular component: membrane; intracellular membrane-bounded organelle. Bases 182 to 589 code for a protein of 135 amino acids. The transcript is spliced from 3 exons. Gene Ontology annotation, molecular function: heme binding.